AUGUCCUUGACAACGGCAGGAAUCGAUCACAUGUUUCCACACAUUGUCGCGACACUUCUCUCUUCUCAUUCCGAUGUUGUGAAUAAUGAAAUUGUUAAAUUUAUGGAUCAUGGCGAUAGAUAUCGUAUGUGUUUUGGAUUUUUUCAGCAAGAGGUCCACAACAAGAAACAGGGCAUUACUGCACUGUCACCUGUCAUUUUGACAUUACUGGAUCACUUUGGAUUUGAAUUAUUUAAAUCUCGAUCUUGUCGUGUGUAUCGAAAGGCUGCUUCUUAUCUGAGCACAAUGAAGAAAUUAACUUUCCAAAAAUCUCGCACAAAAACUUGGUGGAUUUACAAUGCUUCGGAUCACAAACAAAUGAUGGAAUGGUAUCGAUUAUUGGCAUUUGACAUUUUUGAAAUUCUUGACGAUCAUCAAGAGGAUCGAAUGACUACAUUCCAAAAUGUUAAAUUGAAAAUUUUAAACAAAUUUCAAGGUCAUUUUGUUGUCCAUUCCGAACAGCCUUCACUUUUUGAAUUAUAUUAUCAAUUUUUGAAAUUAGAAAUUGAACAUUUACGAAAUAAUUAUUGGAAAUUUUCAGCACCAUCAAAUUCGAGUGAAGAUUAUGACAUUGGAGUAGAAUUAAUUUCUUUACUCACAUUGGAAUUGAAAAUUGAUGUUUAUGGUCAGAAACAAUGUGGAAAACGAGAAAUGUUGAGAAGUUAUUUCACAAACGUGUUUGGAGGUGAAAAUGAUUUUGAACUCACUCAACAUGGGAAUAUCAUGAUCGAUGGAUUGGUGGUACAAGUCAGUGUGAGUGCCGUUUCAAUGACUGAAUUGAAUAUAUUAACCAAAAAGAAUGUCGAUUCACAACCAACCAGACAAAAAGAUCAUCUCGAGGUGGUGAACCAAAACAAAGACGAGCCAGACGCUAUAAUUUUCGUUCAUGACUCGACAAGACUUUUCACAACAUCCACUUCUAAAACAUAUUCUCUUCGAGAACAAGAAUUGCAACAUGAACUUUUCCCAUCGUUACGAAAAUUAGUAUUGUCUCAUCCUUUCACUCCAAUUGUAGUGGCUUACAGCAAGUUCGAUUUGAUCGAUCACUUGUCAUGGGAUGGAUCUCCUCACACAGCAUUGGAACAAGCUCUGCAUGAAUUUCCUCAUGUGGUGGCAUUGACGAGUUUUUCUUCUCUGACACAAGCAGGUUUGCUACAAUGCUUUAACCAAGCUUAUCGAUCGGCCAUUAAUGCAAGGUAUGGAUGUUGUUAUCAAAAAGAAAAGAAGUGUGACAUUCAAUAA
Naegleria lovaniensis is the source of this 1281-nucleotide messenger RNA. RefSeq lists its product as uncharacterized. The record is from RefSeq and is a predicted model, not a curated record. NCBI's taxonomy places the organism in Eukaryota, Heterolobosea, Eutetramitea, Acrasida, Naegleriidae. The transcript has a single exon. The coding region runs from base 1 to 1281 and encodes 426 amino acids.